Messenger RNA from Saxophila tyrrhenica, 1530 nucleotides. RefSeq lists its product as uncharacterized. Lineage: Eukaryota; Fungi; Ascomycota; Dothideomycetes; Mycosphaerellales; Extremaceae. The record is from RefSeq and is a predicted model, not a curated record. The transcript has 4 exons. Gene Ontology annotation, molecular function: glycosaminoglycan binding; N-acetylglucosamine-6-sulfatase activity. The coding region runs from base 1 to 1530 and encodes 509 amino acids.
AUGGCGCGAAGUCCUAACAUCAUCUUUAUCAUGGCUGAUGACCAUGCCUCAAAAGCAAUCAGUUGCUAUGGUACCGGUAUCAACCAAACGCCGAAUAUCGAUCGGCUGGCUACCGAAGGGAUGCUCUUCAACCAUUGCUACGUUACCAAUUCUAUAUGCACACCAUCAAGAGCAGCCAUUUUGACCGGAACUCACAACCAUGUCAACGGCGUUAUGACUUUGGACGACUCCAUCAACAAGCAUCUCCCGAAUGUGGCCAAGCAUCUUCGAUCUUCUGCUGGGUAUCGUACCGCCAUGUUUGGCAAGUGGCAUCUGGGAGAAGGCAGUCGUCAUGAGCCUACAGGCUUCGAUGAGUGGUCAGUACUGCCAGGCCAAGGUGAAUACUGGGAUCCGACAUUCCAUAAUCCCGAAGGAAGCACCGUCGAGCAAGGCUACGUCACUGACAUUAUUACGGAAAAGUCUUUGGACUGGAUCGAACAAGGUCGAGAGUCUGCCAAGCCAUUCUUCCUGAUGUGCCAUCACAAGGCGCCUCAUCGGACUUGGGAAUGUGACGAUAAGCAUAAAGACCUCUAUACCGAUCCCGUGCGAAUUCCAGAGACCUACAACGACGAUUACAAGAACAGAGCGAAGGCGGCGAAAGCGGCGAAAAUGCGAGUAGCUGAAGACAUGACCUACCAGGACCUAGGCCUUGUUCAGCCGGAUGGAGGUGCACGAGUGGGAUCAAAGGUCUCGCUGGACUUCGGCGAUGCUCAGCGCAAGGUCCCGGCGAAUGCAACGAAGCUGAUCGACAAAGACACGGGGACAGUCUAUCGUUUUGGCAGUGAGAAAGAACUAUCCGAGUUCAAGUUCCAACGUUACAUGCAGAGGUACCUGCGUACGAUUCAAUCAAUUGACGACAACGUCGGUCGAACGCUGGAUUACCUGGACAAGAACGAUCUUGCCAAAGAUACGGUUGUCAUUUACACUUCGGACCAAGGCUUUUUUCUGGGAGAACAUGGGUGGUUUGACAAGCGCUUCAUGUACGAGGAGUCUUUCCAGAUGCCGUUCCUGAUUCGAUAUCCAACGGAGAUAGCCGCCGGCUCAACAUGCAACGACAUCAUCUGCAACGUUGAUUUCGCGCCAACGUUUCUGGAUUUUGCAAACUCGCGGAUCCCCAGCUACAUGCAAGGGCUGUCCUUCCGCUCGCUUCUUCGCGGUGCUACUCCUCCGAAGUGGCAACAAGUUGCAUACCACCGCUAUUGGAUGGACAAUGAUAUCAUUCACGAGGCUCGAGCACACUACGGAGUGCGCGAUCAACGGUACAAGCUUAUCUACUGGUAUAAAGAAGCUCUGGGCGUGGCAGGCGCCCGGCCUGGAGGGGAGAGCGAGAAGGAGUGGGAGCUGUUCGACUGUGAGAAGGAUCCGCUGGAGCUUUUCAAUGUGUACGGAGAGGCAGAUUAUCAAGCUGUGCUGAAGAAGAUGACAAGAAUGCUGGAGGACAAGAUGGAGGAAAUUGGCGACACUCCGGUGCAUCAGCUUGAAGGCCAGUAA